AUGUGCGCUCAACGAUCUCUGCUUUACGCCUCCCGUAGCAACAAAUCGUUCAUUGCACCAUGCCAACAGUCAGCCAGCGUCACUCCUGUCUGCUUCGUUCAACUCGGCUCCGCAUGUAAAUAAUACAUGGGAUUCACCAAAUUCUGGGAACUCCUUCGGUUUUCAGGCUUCGAUGGACAGCUGCUCAAUACCUGGUUUUGCGGAAGAAAAAAUAACUUGGCACGACUGGGGCAAUGGCACGCUAUCGUUCAGUCCCAUUCCGGAUAACCAGUUGCCAGGCUCGACUGGGCACGAGAUGCUCGAUGACUCAAAUGGAUCACAGAUUGAAGAGAACGAUCUUCCGUUCAGGAUUGGUUCAGAGCCCAUGAACCAAGGCAAUGAUGAGCCAACAGGCAAUACACCAGAAAACAUGCCCAGUGGUGAAUCCUCCCGUCAGCUUGUACGUCCCGAUGAUGCUCAUGCAACUGGUCGAUACCAAUGUGUUACCUGCGGAGUCUGCAGAAGUAAUUCAUCGGAUCUCCAGUGGCAUGGGAAUGAUGAACAGCACGACGCUUUUGCUUGCUCUGUACAUGGUUGCAGCCUUACUUUUACAGUUGGCUCAGGCGUGUCAAGGCAUGUGAGGAGGGACCAUCCCGAGAUGAAGUCAUGUCGUCAAUGCGGACAAGGAUUCCCCUUCAUUACGUCACUUAGCGAACACGCAGCGUCUACUGGCCAUGCGGCCUUUGCGUGCACCGUGGAAGGGUGUGAGUCGGCCUUCUCGAGGUUCGACGUUCUACGAAGACAUCAAGAGUCUCACCAAUCCGUCACUGCCCGUUUCCCCUGCAAGUACUGCAAGAGACACCGGGGCGCGGACAGUCUCAAGCGCAGAGAUCACUUGACGCAACAUCUGCGCAACUAUCACCACAUGGGCGUGGAUGAAGUGAGUAGUAAUCAGCGUUCAUGCCCGCAUGACGGGUGUCCUGAAUCAAGGCCUGAUAUCUACGACAUGCCUUAUUGGAAAAGGGAUCACGCUUUCAAAAAAUCCGCCGAAUAUAUCGCGCACAUGAGGAAGGUCCACAAGGAGUCUGACUUUCCCUGCACGGAGCCUGGAUGCAACCGUGGUGGACCAAAAGGCUACUUUCGCGAAAGAGACCUCCUCAAGCACAAGGCCAAGGAGCACGGCAUUCCCAUCGAGUGAAAGCACCUUCUAUGGAAACGCCCGCUCAAUCAUGAGCCGACCAGAAUGCACGCAGGCCGAUCACCAAAUUGGAACCAUCUUCCGCCUUUCCAUCCUUUUAUUCA
Messenger RNA from Aplosporella prunicola CBS 121167, 1281 nucleotides. RefSeq lists its product as uncharacterized. Gene Ontology annotation, biological process: regulation of transcription by RNA polymerase II. Gene Ontology annotation, cellular component: nucleus. Gene Ontology annotation, molecular function: DNA-binding transcription factor activity, RNA polymerase II-specific; RNA polymerase II cis-regulatory region sequence-specific DNA binding. Lineage: Eukaryota; Fungi; Ascomycota; Dothideomycetes; Botryosphaeriales; Aplosporellaceae. The transcript has 2 exons. The record is from RefSeq and is a predicted model, not a curated record. The coding region runs from base 173 to 1177 and encodes 334 amino acids.